Molecule: messenger RNA, 798 nt
Organism: Ooceraea biroi (clonal raider ant)
Lineage: Eukaryota; Metazoa; Arthropoda; Insecta; Hymenoptera; Formicidae
Source: RefSeq, a predicted model, not a curated record
AUGUUGGAUGCAGUAGAUUCGUUUCAUGUGAAAUUUAUCUUAAAAAAUAAUACUACAAAAGCAGUUAUUUUUAUUGAUCAACAUUUAACUGAAUCAAUUACAAAUGAAAUUAAUGAAAAAUUAACUAUUUUUGUUGAUGGAACGUUUGCCACAGUACCCCAACUAAGCAAUACUAAUUGCCAAUUGUGGACAAUUGUAAUUAGACAUAAAAAUAGAACAUUUCCGAUUGUCUAUGCUAUAAUGGAAGGACGCAGUGCCGAAAAUUAUAUAGAUGUUUUGGACGCAGUCGUAAAUGUUAUAAAAAUAAAACCUGACACAGCAAUAUCAGACUUUGAAAGAGCAGAAAGAAAAGCGUUACGAACAGUUUUCCCCAGUGCUAAAAUCAUCGGCAGUUUCUUCCAUUACAGUCAGGCAUUAGUACAUAAUGCCGACAAAUUUGGGAUACUUAAAGGCGACGACAAAGAAUUGGGUUGGGGUGCAACCAAAUUGUUAGUAUCCCUAGCUUUUUUACCCAAAAACUUAAUAGAAGAAGGCUUCCAAAUAAUAUCCAAAAUUAUUUUCAAAAAUUACAAGUAUUUGGAUUCAUUUUUUAAUUAUUAUAAAGAGACAUGGUUAAAUGGCUUUAAGUCCGAUUCGUUCUCUGUUUUUCAACAAUUACAUAAAACAAACAAUAUAUCUGAAAGACAUAAUCGGGAACUACGAGAGACUCUAAAAAAACACUCAACAAUUGUGGAAUUUUUAGGAUUGUUUUUCGCCGAGUUAACCACUCCGCUGUCAGACGAACAUUUCGUGCCAUAA